This is a messenger RNA of Rhodofomes roseus, 1075 nucleotides long. RefSeq lists its product as uncharacterized. NCBI's taxonomy places the organism in Eukaryota, Fungi, Basidiomycota, Agaricomycetes, Polyporales, Fomitopsidaceae. Bases 328 to 1008 code for a protein of 226 amino acids. The transcript is spliced from 2 exons. The record is from RefSeq and is a predicted model, not a curated record.
GCGACACUGGACUCUCGGACGGGUAGAGAAGACAAGUUCUACCUUCUCCGUGGGACCUGCUCAGAUCCCCCACAGACUCCAAUCUGCACGGUAUCAGAGGUUCCAGAACACCGUCUGUGCGCGCAGAUAAGGUACUGCCAACGCGAAGCCGCCGGGACACGGUGGAAUUAAUGCUCUAUGGAUGCGCAGAGCCUCCAUGACCGUGGUCAAAUACGCCUUCCCAGUCUUUCGACAGUGAGAGUGAUUCUCCACUGACCCCUCGUUCUUCGCGCAGAUAGGCGGCGGUCGGGCGAAAAUGGAAUCCUGCUGGAUCAGGGCCUACCACGUAUGAUCUACAGCGUGUAUUCGUCGUUGGUAUCGAUCCACACGCGCCUCCGAGUCGCGCGAUAUUAUCUGUUGAUGCGGCAGGGACGCAGCCUGGUCGGCAGUGGCGGGCUUCGGCCCCACGAUCUCCAUUUGCACGGCGUAGCUCGGGUUGUUCGCGAAUGCUUUUUGGCAGUCGGGCAUCAAUGCGGCCUCUGGGUCUUAGUUUCGCCGUGCUGCCAGUGCAUGGGGGCUAAGGAGGAGGGUGGGCCGUCGCAUCCGAGUUGUUGCUGCAGUUCUGGAGUCGCAGCGAGGUGUCCUGUUGACGGCCGCAGACAUUGUGGCCGACAACACACAGCGACGUGCGGUGGAACAUCGAUAUGGCUGGGCGCAGGCUGUGCCACAGCGUAUCGAUUGCAACUGAUCAUCAUCCGCCCCGACGAAAAACGCAGGGCACUCGAGACAGCGCCCCGGUGCGUCCACUGCCUCCAACUUGAAGUUCGUGACGGGCUGUUGGACAUCGCCCAGCCAACGAGGUCCAUAUCGAAAUCCGCCCGGCAUACAAGUCACCCGUCCAACGUGCGCAGGCUUCGCCGCACCGAUCGUCGCGCGCGUGCCCCGCACCACACCGCGCGCAGGGCAACCGGACUUCCGCCGCGCCCCCCAGCUCCCUCACGCGGUUCCCAGAACUUGCAGUGUGGCUGAGCCGGCGAGGCAUAUUGUGUCGACGCCACGCGAUGUGCGACGCGACGGCGGUCAGGUGCGCCCUGUU